CUCUCCUAGGUCCCGCCGCCGCGUUUUCCCGCUCCAGCAGCAGCAGCAGCUGUACGCGUCGCUGUCGCCUUCUCCUUCUUCCCUGCGCACCCCUUGGACCCCGCGCCUCACCAUGCCCAACAUAGUGCUCUUCAGCGGCAGUUCACACCAGGACCUGUCUCAGCGAGUGGCUGAUCGUCUGGGCCUGGAGCUGGGCAAGGUGGUUACCAAGAAGUUCAGCAACCAGGAGACCAGUGUUGAGAUCGGUGAAAGUGUGAGAGGGGAAGAUGUGUAUAUCAUCCAGAGUGGCUGUGGGGAAAUUAAUGACAACCUGAUGGAGCUGCUCAUCAUGAUCAACGCAUGCAAGAUUGCCUCCUCCUCCAGGGUGACCGCGGUGAUCCCCUGCUUCCCUUACGCCCGGCAAGACAAAAAGGACAAGGUAGGAGAGAGUCGUGCUCCGAUUUCUGCAAAACUUGUGGCCAACAUGCUGUCGGUUGCUGGGGCUGAUCAUAUCAUCACCAUGGACCUGCAUGCCUCUCAGAUACAGGGAUUUUUUGAUAUUCCCGUGGAUAAUUUAUAUGCGGAGCCUGCAGUUCUCCAGUGGAUUCGGGAGAACAUCACCGAGUGGAAGAACUGUAUUAUUGUUUCCCCAGACGCUGGAGGAGCCAAAAGGGUUACCUCAAUUGCAGAUAGGUUGAAUGUGGAGUUUGCUUUAAUUCACAAAGAGAGAAAGAAAGCAAAUGAAGUGGACCGGAUGGUUCUUGUGGGUGACGUGAAGGACCGUGUGGCCAUCCUGGUGGAUGACAUGGCUGACACGUGUGGUACCAUCUGCCACGCUGCAGAUAAGCUACUCUCAGCUGGAGCCACGAAAGUUUAUGCGAUCCUGACCCAUGGCAUCUUUUCUGGACCAGCUAUUAGCAGAAUAAAUAAUGCUGCCUUUGAGGCUGUGGUUGUCACCAACACAAUCCCACAAGAGGAUAAAAUGAAACACUGCUCCAAGAUUCAGGUGAUUGACAUUUCAAUGAUCCUGGCCGAAGCCAUCCGAAGAACACACAAUGGCGAAUCUGUGUCCUACUUAUUCAGCCAUGUUCCACUGUAAAUCUCAACUGGGAGUGAGGAGGAAGUUGCCUCCAACUUGUCACUGUCCUUGUCUGUCUGCUGUUUUAGUGUUAGGACUCAGCAAUGCUAGGAUGAUCACUGGUGAAAGCGUGAUAUCUCUAUGCUCUGAGAUUCCUGGUCUACACUUUUAAAGUCAAGACUGCUUCUGGAUUUGGGGUGAGGGAAGGUGAUGGUUAUCUAGUCUUUGAGAAAUGUUUUUUUAUCACGUUGACUUGUUUUGAUGGAUGAUCUUUUCUUUCCUUUUUUAGUACUUUGAGGCUAUAACUUUCAAGUAUAAAAUGGCAUUGUGCAAGUUCAUAGUUUAUAUGCUUUGAGGUUGUCCAAGGUAACUUCAGAUGAAAGCUUUCUAUGUAAAUAUAUAAUGAUAAUGCCUAUGGACAUUUGGGUGAAAUCCUGUAUAGCCCUUGAGUUCAGAGUGAACUUUGAAAAUUGAUAAUACCAUGAAGUUUAAGUAUUUUUCCCUUGCUUUUUUUAAGUGAUAAUUGAGUUUCUUUGGUUAUUGUGCUUAAUUUGGACUGAAUUUUAUUGAGCCUGAGACAGCUGUUGAUAAAUUUUUAUUUUGGUAGACAUUAGGCUGACAUAUCAAAGGCAAGUCAUUCUGUACCAUUUUUAAUUGCUUUUCAAUAUGUAUCAUAACUACCACCUUAAAUUCCAAAACUUGUUCAGUGAUGGCUGUGAUAUAGAAAUCAUGUCUAGAUAUACUCAGCAAGCUCACUGUCAUACUAAUGCUUGCCUCUGUCCAUUACAGCAAAUGAUUCUUUGGGA
Molecule: messenger RNA, 1863 nt
Organism: Jaculus jaculus (lesser Egyptian jerboa)
Lineage: Eukaryota; Metazoa; Chordata; Mammalia; Rodentia; Dipodidae
Gene: Prps2
Product: phosphoribosyl pyrophosphate synthetase 2
Exons: 7
Coding region: 113-1078 (321 amino acids)
Biological process (GO): ribonucleoside monophosphate biosynthetic process; 5-phosphoribose 1-diphosphate biosynthetic process; purine nucleotide biosynthetic process
Cellular component (GO): ribose phosphate diphosphokinase complex; cytoplasm
Molecular function (GO): ribose phosphate diphosphokinase activity; magnesium ion binding
Source: RefSeq, a predicted model, not a curated record